Messenger RNA from Leptopilina boulardi, 763 nucleotides. Its product is annotated as U11/U12 small nuclear ribonucleoprotein 35 kDa protein-like. Gene Ontology annotation, cellular component: precatalytic spliceosome; U12-type spliceosomal complex. Lineage: Eukaryota; Metazoa; Arthropoda; Insecta; Hymenoptera; Figitidae. Gene Ontology annotation, molecular function: mRNA binding; snRNA binding. The record is from RefSeq and is a predicted model, not a curated record. Bases 207 to 731 code for a protein of 174 amino acids. Gene Ontology annotation, biological process: mRNA splicing, via spliceosome. The transcript has 4 exons.
UCAGCUGUUUUCACAAACAAGAUUUUUACUAUCAUUCAUAAUUUACUUAAUUCAAAAAAAAGAAGAAAAAAUACAUUAAAGAAUUAAAUUUUUUUUUCUAAUUUAUCAUAAAAAAAAUAUCUACUAUUAAUUUAUUUAAAUCAACAAAAGUUUACUUUUAUUUUUUAUAUAAAACUUCCAUAGUGUAUCACUAGAAUGAAUUAAUCAUGGAUGCAUUAAAAGACUGGAGCCCUUAUACAACGAGGGAAUACGAUCCAUUAAAAGCUGGAAGUAUAGAUGGCACUGAUACAGAGCCUCACGAUAAAGCUAUUACUCGUGCAAUUGAAGCACACUAUGAGCCACCUCAUGGAUUAAAAUCAAAACCAGAGAGAACUGUUUUUGUCGCGAGAUUUGGCCCUCAAAUCACUAAAGACGACUUAAAGAAACAUUUCGACCGUAUUGUAAACGUUAAAUCAGCUACAGUAAUAAAAGAUGUCGUUACUGGUUGCUCACAAUGUUAUGGUUUUGUGGAAUUGGAAAAUAUGGACGAUGCAAGAAGAGUUGUACGACGUUUACAUGGUUCUUCUUUAAAGGGACAUACAAUUUUUGUUGACUUUGAGUUUAGUCGAUCGAUGCAAGGCUGGAAGCCCAGAAGGCUAGGUGGCGGUUUUGGUGGUAAAAAAGAAUCCGGUCAAUUGCGAUUUGGAGGAAAGGAACGACCAUUUAAAAAACCAAUUGUCCCAAUAAAUUAAUGUAAAUAUCAAUAAAAAUUUUAUUAUUUAAA